Messenger RNA from Oryzias melastigma (Indian medaka), 2583 nucleotides. It is a transcript of the gene rhoab, whose product is annotated as ras homolog gene family, member Ab. Gene Ontology annotation, biological process: stress fiber assembly; cell migration; small GTPase-mediated signal transduction. The record is from RefSeq and is a predicted model, not a curated record. Gene Ontology annotation, cellular component: cleavage furrow; dendritic spine. The transcript has 5 exons. Gene Ontology annotation, molecular function: GTPase activity; GTP binding. NCBI's taxonomy places the organism in Eukaryota, Metazoa, Chordata, Actinopteri, Beloniformes, Adrianichthyidae. The coding region runs from base 157 to 738 and encodes 193 amino acids.
CCCCCAGAUACAAACCCUGGCAGCGCGCUCCCGACAGCUAAUUUGUUGUAUCAGAUUGAAACGGGAGGAAGCGAGGAGCCACUCGAUAAAGCCGGGGAGCAACUUAGCUUUGGCCUCUGUCCAUUUUUUUAACAGCUUGUCACAUACAUAGAAGGGAUGGCGGCCAUCCGGAAGAAGCUGGUGAUAGUCGGGGAUGGAGCUUGUGGGAAGACGUGUCUUCUCAUUGUCUUCAGCAAAGACCAGUUCCCUGAGGUUUACGUUCCCACCGUGUUCGAGAACUACGUCGCUGACAUCGAGGUUGACGGCAAACAGGUGGAGUUGGCUCUUUGGGAUACAGCCGGUCAGGAGGACUACGACAGGCUGAGGCCUCUCUCCUACCCAGACACUGAUGUCAUCCUCAUGUGUUUCUCUAUAGACAGUCCUGACAGCUUGGAAAACAUCCCAGAGAAGUGGACUCCAGAGGUCAAACACUUCUGUCCAAAUGUCCCCAUCAUCCUGGUCGGAAACAAGAAAGACCUCCGUAACGAUGAGCACACUCGCAGAGAGCUGGCCAAAAUGAAGCAGGAGCCUGUGAAGUCAGAGGAAGGCCGGGACAUGGCCGGACGCAUCGCAGCUUUCGGUUACAUGGAGUGCUCUGCCAAGACCAAGGACGGCGUACGAGAGGUGUUUGAGAUGGCCACCAGAGCGGCGCUCCAGGCCCGCCGCGGAAAGAAGAGCAAUAAAUGCGUGCUGCUGUAAAAACAGCAGGCGUAUACGGACUAUUUGAACCCUGGCUGGUGCGCCUGGGGCGAGGGCUCGGGAGGGGGGGUGGGAAGAGUGAGGCAAAGGUCUACCACUGUAAACGGGCUGUCUGAUGGACUCAUUUACUCUGGGACUUGGGUUUGGGAAUCUGGAAAGGAGAGGAAUGGGUGAGCUGACUCGCUGUCAACCGUCUGUCUUCACCUGUGGGUGUGCCAUCAGGUUGGGAAAAAUUGACACCAGCUACCUGCGAAGAGUUGGUGCUUUUAGUCUUUUCAAGCCACAUACACGUUAGGAUAAGAAGUUGCUCCCAGUUUUCGUUUAAAAGCUGACCGCUACGUUGGUCAAGAGUACAGAACGGUUUAGUCCUUUCUGGGUGAGUUGACAGGAGCUGAAGGACUGUGCAUUACAUGAGAAACAGGCUAUUCCUCCCACAUUAUUCAUUCAUGGAUUUAUCUUUGACGCCAAAUGAAUUUGCUGCUGGUUGCAUCCUAAUUACCAGCACUCCUACAAGCUGAUUUAUGAAUAAGAGCUUUUGAAAGUUGAAUGGUAUUAGAGAAGUCCCAUGCUAUUUUUUUAUUUUAUUUAAAUUCAGAGGUGAUGUGUUCACGUGCACAGCUCGGUGCCACCUCGUCUUACUGCUGUUAAUUCUGCUCACAGAUUCCAAUGAAGCUCCACUCUGGAGAUGAUCUGCUAAAGGUUCAGUUUGAAGGCAAAAAUCGCUGAAAGCUGGUUUUAGAUGUUAUUCGGAGUCUUGACUGCAGCUUUGGUCUGAAAAAUGUUCACUUCAGAGCAGCUCUGGAAACCUUCCAUAGCGACUGCUCCUCUUUGUUCUGAAGAGGCGAUGAGUCAGCACCUGCAGUUGUUGUCGCUGAAUCUAAGAAAAAUGCGAGUGAAUCCCGGCUGUACUGGGUGACGAUGGGGAUGUUCUGAGCAGCACCGUCAUCCUCCUCUUCCUCGGGUUUAGACCGGGACAAAGAGAAAGGAAAGGGCUGUUUACUCGCACACAAGUACUCAAGACGUGUAAAACCUGAACAGACAAAAGUGGCUCGUAGAUUCAUUUAUAUACCUUUUAUUUAAUUGAACUGUUGGGAACAGCUUUUAGAAUUUUUGAGACAAAAGUUGACUCCUCGUCCUUGAAGUGAGUCUUCAGAAAUAUCAGGUUGGAUCAUCAAAAGUAUUUAAAACUUCAUUUUGUUUUUCUUCUAUUUCGGAGAAUCAAUCACCAGCUCGUAGUGACAGUUUGAACAAAGAUCUCAAAGUUGUAGAUUUCUGUUCUUUUUCCUGGUCCCAAAGCCAGUCUUUGUUUUGUACUUUUUGUUCCAAGCUUUUAAAUAUGUCAACAGUAUUUUAAACAAAAUAGGGGGGAAGACUAGUACUCAUUUAUUAAUGCUUUAGUUCUUUCUUUAUUAUGGGGCGCUUUAUCUGCAUUUCUAUAAAGUAGGUUUGGAAGUCCUGUCCAUUAUUCUGUCCAGGUUUUUGUUGAGCAGUCAGGAGAACGGCCGGCCUCUCAGCUGCCUGUUCAAAAUCAUUGCUAGGAUCACCAGUGCUGUCUAUUUUUUUUUUUUAAAUAUACAAUACUGGGCAAAAAGACAACAUUUAAAAGCAACUCAAGUUUAUUCUACUUUUUUAUUUCUGAAAUCUUUCUUGUCAUUUUAAAUCCUGACGUUUGGAAUGCUGAAACAGUGACAUAAACAAAGAAACAGGAAAACCACGCUGUAUGCAAAAGUCUGUAAAUAUGAAAUGUGGGUUUGUUCAUACUAGAAUAUUCACAUGCACAUGACUGGAAACUGUAUUUGUAAACUAGCUUUGGUUUGUGUAAUAAAUUACUUUCUAUAACCUCCA